This is a messenger RNA of Pseudoliparis swirei, 1283 nucleotides long. RefSeq names its product cannabinoid receptor 2 (gene cnr2). Gene Ontology annotation, cellular component: membrane. The transcript has 4 exons. Gene Ontology annotation, molecular function: cannabinoid receptor activity. Gene Ontology annotation, biological process: cannabinoid signaling pathway. The record is from RefSeq and is a predicted model, not a curated record. Bases 65 to 1255 code for a protein of 396 amino acids. Lineage: Eukaryota; Metazoa; Chordata; Actinopteri; Perciformes; Liparidae.
AUCCCCUAAAAAAGGAAAAAAGCAGAAAGCGCCACACAAGGAAGUUUUCUGCUUCAGUCCCUUCAUGAAAAUAAGUCCUGGCCCUCCAGUAACAGUUGAAAUGGAUCAAUGGGAGGCCCCGACUUCUUUAGGACCCACAGAAGCCAAAGAGAACGCCUCAUCACCGAUACUUAACAGUUCUUGCGAGAAACUGGAAUUCUACAUGGUUCUCACCAAGGCCGAGAGGACCGCCAUCGGCUCCAUCUGUUUCCUGGCGGGUCCCAUCACACUGCUGGAAAACGCUCUGGUGUUGGGAGUGAUCGCGACAACCGCCUCCCUGCGACAGCGGCCUUCGUAUCUGUUCAUCGCCAGCCUCGCUCUGGCGGAUGUCUUCGCCAGCUGCUUCUUCACCACCAGCUUCCUGGACUUCCACCUCUUUCGCCGCUGCGACGGCCCCACCGCCUACCUCUUCAAACUAGGUGGCGUCACCUUGGCCUUCACCAGCUCGGUGGGGAGUCUGCUGCUGACCGCUCUGGACCGCUACCUUUGCAUCCAGCAGGCCUCCAGCUAUAAGGUGCUGCUGACCCGCCGGCGGGCCGUGCUGAGUCUGCUGAUCCUCUGGAGCGCCACCGUUUUCAUCUCCUUCUUGCCGCUGAUUGGCUGGAGGUGUCCCACGGAGUUUGAACCACGCUGCUCGUCCCUGUUUCCCUACGUCACCCGGGGCUAUCUGGCCUGCUGGACCAGCUUCACGCUGGUGCUUCUGGCUCUCAUUCUGUGUGCUUAUGCUCUCAUCCUGUGGAAGGCCCACCGCCACGAGUCCUCCAUGGCCAGCCUCCAGGGAGCAGCAGCGACAGGCCAUGCCCGCAUGAGGAUGGAUAUCCGGCUAGCACGUACCUUUGGCCUGAUCCUACUCAUCAUGGUGGGCUGCUGGCUUCCUGCACUCUCAUUCAUGGUAGCUGACGUCUCUGUGCUCCUGACUCCCACCCAACAGAGAGCGUUCGCCUUUUGCAGCACCCUCUGCCUGCUCAACUCCUCCAUCAACCCAUUGCUGUAUGCGCUGCGCUGUCGAGAGCUAAGAGUCGCUCUCCUGCAGCUGCUACAAAGGCUGUGUGAGAUUGGAAGGUGUCGAAAAUCGACAGAGGCUUUGACCCCAAGAUUGCCCUCCACAGAAGACAACAACUGCACUGCCAUCUCUGAGGAUGAGACGCCCAGAACCAGAACCACACACGUUGCCUCAGUCCCAGAGAUGAUGAACAAUCGAGAGCCGAACAUUUGAAAAUGAGUUAAAAUUGAGGAGUGGUUGU